AGGGAGGGGGAGACCACGACAUAGCCGUUAUCUAUCUAUAUAUAUAUAUAUAUAUCAAUGUAUGCAAACAUGUCACCUUGGGAUGUAUCAUCCAGUGAGAUGUGUUCAGCAUACUAGUUGCACAGUCGGUUAAGUUCAAAAUAAGAGGGAUAAAAUAUACCCAUUCGGCGGCUUCUGUUUUUGCUUUAGCAGACCUAGUUGGUCGGCAAUCCCAUUUUUAUUUUUAUUUUUCCUUUUCCAUUGCUUGAUUGAGCAUUGAAGGGCUCAUCCAUUCUAUAUGGUCGACGUUUCGACCUGAAGGCCUGCCCUUAGAGAGGACCCGAGACCUAGAGACCAAGGGCACCCACCGAGACACGCAACAUCAUGUCGAUUUUCGAAGACAAGCCGAAGGACAUUGCUGGUUCCGAUACAAAUGAGAGCAGCGAGCUAGGUGGCGAUAUUCGAGACACCGACCACACCCUCGAAGUACUGGGAUAUGUCCCUGAACUAAAACGCAAUCGUUCUUUGAUCACACUCCUCUUUCAAUCCCUCGCGAUCGCUGCUAUUCCGUAUGGGGAGGGAGGGCCUCUGCUUAGCUCCAUAUACGGAGGCGGACAACGUUCCAUAUUCAUAGGAUGGCUAGCCGUCCUUGUCCUAGACGAAUGUAUUGCCCUUUCGCUCAGCGAGCUUGCAUCGCGAUAUCCAACGUCAGCAGGGCCAUACUACUGGUCAUUCCAGAUUGCCCAAAAGCACAAAGUGAUUCUGUCGUUCGUGACGGGAUGGGUAUGGCUCAUCGGGAACUGGACGAUCACCCUCUCCGUCAACUUCGGAUUCGCCUCCUUAAUAGCAGCAACGGUAUCACUCUUCCAUCCAACAUGGGUUGCAACAGAUUGGCAACUGGUCCUCAUCUUUUACGCCGUCUGCCUCCUGGCCUUUGUGAUCGUUGCUUUUGGCAAUCGCUUUCUCCCACAGGUAGACAUCGUCUGCGCCGGCUGGACAGCACUCACCAUCAUAAUCAUCAUGAUCGCCCUUUCAGUCAAAGCGGGAGCCGGUAGACACAGUAUUUCAUACGCCCUCACGCAUUAUGACACCUCCUUAGCCGGUUGGGGUGAAUUCACUUUCUUCAUUGGCCUUCUUCCAGUCGCAUACUGCUUCUCCGCCAUUGGCAUGAUCUCCUCCAUGGCCGAAGAAGUCGCCAAUCCAGCCGUCAUAGUGCCCCGCGCAAUCAGCUUGUGCGUGCCCGUCGGAGGUAUCGCAGGCCUCUUCUUCAUCAUCCCGAUCUGCGUCACCCUCCCACCACUCCUGGAUAUAAUCGAACAGGCACCAGGCGGGCAAGCUCUCCCCUACAUCUUCAGCGUGGUCAUGGACUCCCCCGGUGGCGCCCUAGGCCUCAUGACACUCGUCCUCAUCGUCACGCUCUUUUGCUCCAUCAGCAUCACCACAGCCGCGUCCCGCACAACCUGGGCCUUCGCGCGCGACGACGCGAUCCCGCUCGCCAGUGUCUGGGCGCGGGUGAACAAGAAACUCGGCGUGCCCGUGUACGCUCUGGCCCUCGUGACCCUCGUCGAGAUGCUCCUGGGCAUCAUCAACAUCGGUAGCUCGAGCGCCUUCACCGCGUUCGUGUCCGUGGGCGUGAUCGCGCUGGCGGUCAGCUACGCGAUGCCCAUCGGCAUCAGCGUAUGGUACGGCCGGCGCGAGGUGCUGCAGGCGCAGUGGAAUCUUGGUCGCGUCAUCGGGCCGGUUGUCAAUUCGAUUGCGCUGGUGUGGAUUGCGUUUGAGCUGGUACUAUUCAGCAUGCCGACUGCGUUGCCGGUGACGGCGACAUCGAUGUCGUAUGCGAGUGUGGUGUUCGCGGGCUUCCUGGUGAUAUCGGCGGUGUGGUAUGUUGUGUAUGCGAGGAAAUCCUACAAGGGUCCACCGGCAUCCGACGGAAUUUAA
Molecule: messenger RNA, 1917 nt
Organism: Coccidioides posadasii C735 delta SOWgp
Lineage: Eukaryota; Fungi; Ascomycota; Eurotiomycetes; Onygenales; Onygenaceae
Biological process (GO): transmembrane transport
Cellular component (GO): membrane
Molecular function (GO): transmembrane transporter activity
Source: RefSeq, a predicted model, not a curated record